Molecule: messenger RNA, 2856 nt
Organism: Triticum aestivum (bread wheat)
Lineage: Eukaryota; Viridiplantae; Streptophyta; Magnoliopsida; Poales; Poaceae
Exons: 3
Coding region: 145-2307 (720 amino acids)
Source: RefSeq, a predicted model, not a curated record
CUCCGUUUCAUUUUCGUGAGCCGCCAAGAAUAUUUCCCUCACUCACACGAGACAGAUGCGCGAGGACUGACGGACCAGUAAAGUCCACUGCCUCUUCUGCCGCGCCGGUCUGCUCCCCGUCGGCUCCGCUCCAAGGUUUCCUACAUGGGGAACCGUUCUCGGCCCAGUGUAGCUAAGGAAACCAUGGAACCAAUUGAUGAGGAAACAGAGAGUCCUAGCAGGGCAGCACAACUGAAAUGCCCGGAUAGAAACUCAGGCGAAAUGCACCUCAACCGGUUCCCAAAUUUUCAUUGCAAGAGUCUGCCUUCAAGACGCCGUGAGGAGAACCCAGAAGAUAGCAUCAUUCAUAGUCGUGGUUCUAUGUACCAGAGCUCCAGUGAUGUCAGCAGACUAAGGAAACUCCAAGAGGGGAGGAGGAAAUUAGACUCUAUACAUGAAAGAGAUGCGUUUAUGUCAUUUGGGACCGUCGAUUCGUCCUCUCAGCCUAGCACAAGUGGAGCUUACUUGGUUCCGCAACGGAGCGGUUCAUGCAAGUUGAGGUCUUCUAUGAACAUAACUCGUGGAUUUAAUCAAGAUGCCAGGGAGCUUGUGGAUAUUUCAUCGCGUGAGGUUCCCAGUGACAACUUGAGGCUUGGAAGGCCACGCAAGGACUGCAAUUUGUUAAAGGAUGAUGUAAGAGACAGGUUCCCGGGGUUAUCGCUCAAAGAAGACAAUGCCACGUGUCCUGCCGCAAGUGCUGCUCCUCAUUUGCUAGAAAGCAGCAGUAGCAAAGGUACAAUGUCAAAUUGCCAACCUCCUGUUGGCCUUCAUCCUGAUAGGAGUAACCAUGGCACAAUAGAUUCAGUGAGUAAUCUCCCCAAGUCCUUGUCAGCUAAGGUGGGCGUUUUUGAUGCUACAUGUCCAUCAGAAAGUGUUCAUGGUGUCGAUGGCAACAAAAAAGCUCGAUCUAGUGCGUUUAAGAAAAUUUUGGAUCCUUUCAUGAAGUCCAAAUCUCUGAGGAAUCCCUCCCACAUGGUAAUGGAAGAUGCAAAAUGUGGUAAUCCACCAGUUAGAGGAAAAGAUAGUGCACUGCGCAAAUCUUUGUUGAGUGGUAUCUCAAGAUCUGACCAAACUCCCACACCUAAAUGCCAGAUGAGUGGGGAAGCCCGGCCUAUCACAGUUACUUCAUCGCCGACUCAUUUGCAUGCUGUUCUUAAACUGGAUCAUGACAAUGGCGCUUUUGGUUUUGAGUUCUGUACCAAGGGUCCAGAAGAAUCCAUUUACGCUAGCACUUGGAAAUCCGGGAACGAACUGAAUUGGAUUUACACUUUCCAUAGUGUUGGCAAGCGAUCAAGUACCGUGGGAAGGACCUCCAAGGAUAGGCAUGGGUGGCUGCCUCCAAUUGUUGGCCAGAUGCAUGUGUCUUCCUAUCUGUACUCUGAAGUUGAAGAAGAUGGUAUUUUAAAUAACUCAGCCACUAGCGAGUUUGUUUUGUAUGACAUUGCUCAUGCACGACGGAGCUCUGCUGUUGAUAGAGUUCAGCGUCCAGAUUCCACUCAACCACCAUUCUGCAAUGUUGUUAAGAAUUCAAUCUCUAGGGAGUCUCUAGAGAGAAAUAAUCAGAUGGAGCGGCAAAAUACUGCAAGGAAUAACUCAGAUGCAUCGGUAUCUUGUCUUUGGUCCCAAGAAGAUCUUCAUCCUCAUUUGGAGGUUGCAGCUGUUGUAGUCCAAGUGCCGUUUCAUCAAACCCGGUCCCUCGAAUUGAAAACUGGAUCAUCACCAGGUACAGUUAAAGUGGUUACAGCAGGCGGAGCACACGGGUUACCAAGGGAUGAUGAGACCAGUCCAUCACCGUUACUUAACCGUCUAAAGAGUGGGGGAAGGUGUGACUGCGGUGGAUGGGACAUGUCUUGCCCAAUCGUUGUCCUUGAAAAUGCAUAUGAUAGUUAUUGGGUCGAUUCUGUGAUGAAUGAAAGCAAGCAUCCCAUGGAGCUAUUUGUUAAGGGUAACCAGGAAGUUCUCCCUGCCCUUUCCAUGAAAGUCGAUGGGAAAGGAGAGUUCUCAGUGGAUUUCCAUGCACGAUUGUCGGCGCUGCAGGCAUUCUCAGUCUGCAUAUCUUUGCUUCACUGUUCUGAAGCUUCUCCAACCAUUGGUAUAGAGAAAUUCAAGCACAAGCUGUAUUCCAGUUCAAUGAAAAUGCUCCUCAAAGAAGAAGUGAAGCAGUUAAUAGGAUCAGUAACAGGAAAAGAGAAGAAGAAAGUGAAGAGGAGGAAAGGAAAAACUCCGGUGGUCAAUGGCCCUCCGUUCUCACCCAUGGGAAGAGUAUAGCAGUAUUUUUGCCAUCAUGUUCAUCGUUCAACAUUGGGGUUGAUCAUGCUCUUUUUGUUUUCUAAGAUCAAAAAGGAAUUUUUAUCUUGUUUUCCUUUUCACAGGAGGGCUAGUUGUCUUGUCCAUAAGGAUAGAAGCAUCAUGCAGCUGUUCAUAAAGAUGCAAGCAUCAUGUAGUUUUCUAGCAGUAGCCUUUUGUAUUAGCAAGCUAGGAUUAGGAAGGCCAUAACAGCUGUUGCAAUUCUCAAGAGAAGAAAGUUUUGUAGGACAUACCUUCUUCCAGGCGUCAAGAAGAUAGAUGUACCGGAUCUUGACCACUGCUCUUGUAUACAACGUCGCUCUCCUUUUGGACUGCAGCCUCAAGGUCAUAUACACACAUGCUAACAUUAGUACAGGUAGAAGCAAAUAUUGUUCCUUCAGCAUGUACCUGAAUAAUCCAUUGCUUCCCUCCAGCAAUUUUGAACUUGUGCAUGCUUUUGAACUACAUGGAAUUGGCAACAUAUAUCAUGACCAAAACGCGCGUAUGUAGUUUCAGUGUUCAGUUUCUGUA